This is a messenger RNA of Westerdykella ornata, 1524 nucleotides long. RefSeq lists its product as uncharacterized. The coding region runs from base 1 to 1524 and encodes 507 amino acids. The transcript has 2 exons. Gene Ontology annotation, molecular function: N-acetyltransferase activity. The record is from RefSeq and is a predicted model, not a curated record. NCBI's taxonomy places the organism in Eukaryota, Fungi, Ascomycota, Dothideomycetes, Pleosporales, Sporormiaceae.
AUGUCUGGUACAAAGCCACUGCAGCGGCUCCGGGAAUGCGGACAUGCGGAGAAGUUCUCGGUUGCGAACCAUUACCUGGGUUUCUACAACAAUGUGGGCGUCUCAGUGACCUAUUCCCAUCCAGGCUGCAGCAUCCCGCUUGAAUCACUCAUCUAUAACGCUUUGCGGAAGGUCAUCGAAGAGCACCCCAUUCUUAGCGCAAUCCCAGUAGACGAACACACCAAAUCACCCUAUUACUCACGGCUUCCGUUGAUCGAUCUGCGCAGCUGCGUUCUAAUUGUCGAGCGAGCCAAUGCUCUGUCCGGCGUUUCUUCCUGUGAUAAAGAAUUGGACGCGAUCCUGAGCGAGAGACAUAACCAAGGCUUCAAACAGGAGCACGGUGCACGCCCCUUCUGGUCUCUCAUCAUUCUGCAUUCUCCCGAAUGUUCAAACCACUUCACAGCGAGCUUCAUCUAUCAUCAUGCUCUCGCAGACGGCAAAUCCGGCCUGGUUUUCCAUCAGUCGUUUCUGGACGCUCUACAAAAUCUAGACAGAACCCACCCUGAGAGUCAGCCACGUCUGAACGCUGACCCUAUUGUCCCUUCGCCCUCCACUCCGCUCUUGCCACCACUCGAGGAGCUGCACCCUCUCCCGCUAACCUUCACCUACGUGGCGAAACUAUUGUGGCGUGGGCUGUUCCCCGAGAGCGAUGCUGGACUGUGGCUCGGAAACGCCAGGCCCACCAUUGACAUUGACCGCUCAUCUCCGGAUACUUCCCUGGUCCCGCCCAUGCAUCAUCGAAGCCUAGUGCUAUCCAAGGAGGUUACGGCAAGACUGGCAGACCUGGGAAGAAAGAACAAUGCAACCAUGACAGCCACACUACAAUGCCUCAUUGCCGCUGCCGUCUUUGCGAAUCUUGAUGAGAAGCAGUGGUACCGCCUGCGCGCAGCCGGUGAUAUCUCCUUGCGCCGGUUUCUCAGGCUGGAUUCUCGAUAUGGGCCCGUCGAACGUUUGAUGGGUGUCUGGGCCAGCCAGUAUUUUUUCGAGCAUCGGCGGCGUCGACGGGCGGAGUCCACAGCGGACGCGGAGUUGGAACUGAGGUCGAAGUCGGAGAUAUUGCAGUACUUUUCUUGGAGCGAGGCACGAUCCGUGAAGGCGGAGAUUGCCAAAGAAGUGGCAAAGAACCUAAAGAAUAACCCGGUAAACCUGCUGCGAUGGGUCCCUGACAUGAUUGGCGCCGGCCUCAUGCAGAUGGGUAAGAAGCGUCGUGAGAGCUUUGAGCUAUCAAACCUUGGCAUCCUCAGGCCGUUCAAAGCAAGUGAUGAUGAUCAGGACGCGGAGAACCGGCAGUGGAGCAUGGGGCGGUGCGUUUUCAGUCAAAGUGUCCCGGCCAUGGGCCCUGCGUUCAUGAUCAGCGCAGUCACGGGCGGGGAUGGGUGCGCCGUAUUCUGUUUUGGUUGGCGAGAAGGGGCGGCGGAUAGUGACUGGCUGGCUGCAGUAAUGGCAAGUUUUGAAGAAGCUGCUAAGGCGCUGGCCUUGUCCUGA